AUAGGAAUGGAAGAAGAAGUGACGGAGAUCAAAUGCGAUAGAAAUGAAAUUGGUCGAUUUUAUAAAGCAGCUGAUAGACCACCUAUUGCUUUAUCAGUUCUUUUUGGAUUUCAACAAGUGAUGGUGUGUGUAAGUGCAUUAUUAACAAUCCCAUUAAUUUUAUCGAAUGAAUUAUGUCCUGGCAAAGAUCUAUACGACAUUCGAGUUAAAUUAAUUUCAUCGACAUUCGUUGUUAGUGGUAUUUCAACUAUAAUACAAACAUUAUUCGGAACAAGGUUAGCACUUCUUCAAGGUACAGCUUUUGCAUAUGUUCCAUCUAUUCAAGUAUUUAUGCAGUUACCUGACUAUAUAUGCAAUUCUACUGAAUUUGACUAUGUUCCGCCUUAUCAAUAUGAAAAUAAAAUGGCAAUUAUUGAAGGUUGCUUGAUGGCAUCAUCGGUGAUUCCAAUGGUUAUUGGUUUGACUGGUGUGGUCGGUGUGCUUACAAAAUUUAUUGGUCCUAUAACUGUUUCACCGUUAAUACUUCUUUUAAUGUUGUCCGCCGUUGAUCUUUGCGUUGAUCGCAUUGCUAAACAUUGGGUUGCUAUUGUGCAAGCGGUGGCAUUAUUUGCAACAAUAUUAUAUUUAGCAGACUGGAAAAUACCUAUUGUUUGCAUUAGAAAAAAAAAGUUGCACAUUGUUAGAACAAAUAUAUUUGGGCAGUAUCCAUAUUUAAUAGCAAUUCUUAUUGCUUGGGGUUUUUGCUUGUUAUUGACUAUAUUCAAUUUAACACCGAAAAAUAGUGCCGCUCGACUUGAUAAAAAUGAAACUGUUGCAGUUAUAAAGCAUGCGGCAUGGUUUCGAAUACCUUAUCCUGGUCAGUUCGGAUUACCUCGGUUUCAUAUGGGUCUUUUUCUUGCUUUCGUUAUAUCAGCUCUUACGUCUGUGUUUGAAUCUGUUGGUGAUUAUCAUACUGCGGCACGUGUAUCAGACGAAAGGUCUCCUCCAUCACAUGCAAUUAAUCGUGGAAUUAUAGCUGAAGGAUUCGGAUCAUUUUUAUCAGGGAUAUUUGGUCCUGGAGUCGGUAUGACAACUCAUACGGAAAAUAUUGGCGUUAUUGGAGUAACAAGGGUCGCUAGUAGAUUCACGAUGGUAAUUGCGGGGGUUUUUUUAAUUUUGUUAGGUACAUUUACAAAAAUCGGUGCAAUAUUAGCAACUAUUCCCGAUCCGCUUGUUGGUGGUGUUCUUGCUAGUAGUAUGGCAAUGGUUGGUGGCGUCGCUAUCGCCAAUCUUCAACAGAUCGACCUCAAAUUGACGAGAAAUAUCGCCAUACUUGGCUUCUCUUUAAUGGUUGGAAUGAUUGUCCCAGCAUAUUUUAAAAAGGAACCAAUAUCCACUGGUUUUUUUAUUUUUUGUAUAUGGUUUAAUAUUGUAGGAGUCGAGAUUCUUGAUCAAGUGUUUAAAGUGUUAUUAACUUUGCCAAUGUUUGUUGGUGCCACUAUUGCUUGCAUAUUGGACAACACUGUUCCAGGGGCUACUCGCGAACAGCGUGGAUUGCGAUCGAGAGGUUUAACUCAUAUAUUGGACGCGGAUGCUGUUGAUACCUAUUCAUUCCCAAAUUUUUUAAUGAAAUUAAUUCAUAAAUUCCCUUCUCUUAAUUUUUUACCAUUUAUUCCUAAAGAAAAGAAAACGACAAAUCGAAUAAGUUCUGUUGUAUUGUAA
Molecule: messenger RNA, 1701 nt
Organism: Dracunculus medinensis (Guinea worm)
Lineage: Eukaryota; Metazoa; Nematoda; Chromadorea; Rhabditida; Dracunculidae
Source: the annotation of a GenBank genome assembly